AUAUUAUCUUUUUCAGACAUGAAAAGAAAACAAAAAAAAAAAAGAAAAAGAGAAAAGACACGUGCUGCCCAUGAAAGAGUUAGACCAUGAUAGCUUGUAGAAACUAACAACAAACUCCAAGGAUUUCAGGAUCAAUCUACAAUCUAAUUCAGUGGGUUUCAUUUCUUUUAUAUUAAUUAUUAUUACAACAAUAAAUUGCACAAAAAGAAAUUUGAUUAGGAUAAUCCAGUCCAGUCCAGUCCCUAAUUUACUCUCAAAUUUACAUAAAUAAAGAAGCCAAAUCAUGACUGGAAAGUUGAAUUGUGUGAUUGUGUCUGUUGAUGGAAGUGAAGAGAGCAUGAAUGCCUUGAACUGGGCACUUGAUAACAUUAAACUCAAACCCCAUGAUCCAGAUGAUCAAGAAUCACAAAGUGGGUGUUUUGUGAUACUCCAUGUUCAAUCUCCACCUUCCAUUGCUGCCGGUCUUAAUCCCAAAGCUAUCCCUUUUGGUGGUCCUAGUGAUAUUGAGGUGCCUGCAUUCACUGCCGCGAUAGAGGCACAUCAAAAGCGGAUCACACAGGCCAUUUUAGACCAUGCUCUUGAGAUUUGCGCCAAGAAAAAUAAUCAGGCAAAUGUUAAGACCCAAGUAGUUAUUGGGGAUCCAAAAGAGAAAAUUUGUGAUGCUGUCGAAGAAAUGCAUGCGGAUUUGCUAGUGAUGGGUUCCCGUGCUUUUGGUCCCAUUAAAAGGAUGUUUCUGGGCAGUGUAAGCAACUAUUGCUCAAACCAUGCUCCAUGCCCUGUAAUUAUUGUUAAGGGUUCUUCUUGAUGCGAUAUUCUAGCCUAAGCUGUAUUCAUGGGUUGCUCGUGAUAUGCAUGGAAUGUGUUUGUUCAACAAGAUAUUAAUCGCUGUAUACUGGAAUAAACUUUGACUGGCUGUGUCAGUGCUGUGGAUCACAUGUGUUUUGCAUUAGUUUUAGAAGUGGAUUGGAUCUUGGUUUGUGUUUUCCCACAUGUGCUGUUUACACUAUGCAGAUUUUACAUCAUGUGAGAGUGCAAGAACUAUCAGUGAAAAGUGUGAAGGGUGUCUCAUUUUAUUGUAAUUACAUUAUAAUGUCUUGGCAAUCAAUGGUUUCUUAUUCUUUUGUUCA
This is a messenger RNA of Capsicum annuum, 1127 nucleotides long. RefSeq names its product universal stress protein PHOS34. The record is from RefSeq and is a predicted model, not a curated record. The transcript is spliced from 5 exons. The coding region runs from base 284 to 805 and encodes 173 amino acids. NCBI's taxonomy places the organism in Eukaryota, Viridiplantae, Streptophyta, Magnoliopsida, Solanales, Solanaceae.